Anopheles coustani is the source of this 964-nucleotide messenger RNA. RefSeq names its product histone H5-like. The record is from RefSeq and is a predicted model, not a curated record. The transcript has a single exon. Gene Ontology annotation, biological process: nucleosome assembly. Gene Ontology annotation, cellular component: nucleosome. Gene Ontology annotation, molecular function: DNA binding. The coding region runs from base 70 to 837 and encodes 255 amino acids. NCBI's taxonomy places the organism in Eukaryota, Metazoa, Arthropoda, Insecta, Diptera, Culicidae.
UCUUUAGUUAGCAUUCAGCCAUCACACCAAUCAUUUGUGUCGUAGUCCAUCGUUAUCCGAGUUCAAUUAAUGGAGGGCCAUGUACCAGAGUCUAUUGAUGAACCGCUACGCGCCAGGAGGAUCUUAUUUAGCAGUGAUACCCCAAAAGACACCAGUACUCCGAUUCAACGGGCUCCAACAAUUCAGGCCGGUCCAACGAUGAAGCAGAAAAGUAAUAAAAAAUCGUACGAACAAAUGAUGCUGGAGGCCAUCACCGAGAACGAUCCAAACCGCAAGGGUCUGUCGUUUACGAUGAUUCAGAAGUUUGUUAAAGGCAGGUACACGAUAGACGGUGAUAUCAAAAUUUACGUUAAAAAAGCCUACGAAAAGCUGCUACAGAAAAACGUGGUCGAGCAUGUGACGGGAAAAGGAUUAAUUGGGAGUAUUCGGCUAUCGAAAGCGCAUGUUGAGGACAUGAAAAAGUCGGAGAAACUUGCCAUCAAAGCGGAAAAGAUUAAACAGAAGGAGAAAACUGCGGCCAAAAAAUCCAAAAAGAAAAAAGCCGAUAAGAACAAUAACGAAAAGGAUGGUAAAAAAUCCAAAGUGAAGCCCAAAGAAGCAGCGAAGCCGAAGAAAACCGCCAUUACAAAAGUUAAAAUUGAUCGCAAGGGCGGUAAAGUUCGGUUGUCCAUUGCGGCGAAUCCUGUUCCCCGAGUGAAAGGCGCCAAAACAAAGGCAAAGGAAGGAAAGGUGAAAGGAUCAAAAACCCAGACGAACGCUCCGGAACCGAAACCCAGCACCAGCAAACCAGCACAAAAAGCGAAACCAAAGACAAAGCCUAUGAUCAAAGCAGAGUAACAUCUUACGUUAUGUUUUUUUAUGGUUUAGACUUCGUUCCGUCGUGAUUUUAAUGUUUGAUUGUUUUGUAUGUUAUGUUAAUUUUGUAAACUGAUGUAUUAAAAAGUAAUAUUAAUGUGUAUGAGUA